CAGCUGACGACCGCGCAGAGGUGAACGCAGCGGCGGCGCCGGGGCGGUAGCCCAGGCGUAGGUCGUCCAUUUUGUCCGGUCGUCGUUCCCGUCUCCCCGUUCGACACACAUUUAUCCGUGGCCGUCCGCUUAGCUCCUUUCCGUACGCAAUUUUACGUCGUUCGCAAUCGUCCACACAGUCUGCAAUCAUGUUGAACGCGUUAUCCAGGGCGGCCCUUGGAGCCCUGAAGGCCGGCAAGAGCAACCUGACGCCGAAAAUCGUUCACAAUGAACUGCCAAAAGCCAUGGUCGCCACCACGUCGACCGGUGAGUAUGGCGCCCGCCCGCGGGCGCCAGUAUUGUUUUCUAUCAGGCACCGUCAUAUUUGACCCCGGACCCUUUGAACCCGUUAACUGUUACGGUCUUGUGUCGCCUGUAGUUGCGGCACAACUCUUGUAACUCUGAUGAGGAGCGUUUAAAAAAAACGCCGUGUCUGCCGCUGGGCUGUAAGGUCGGUUUUUAACGGACCCAGCCACUGUGGUUGACCGAUCCUUAAGAAGUGAUCAUCGCCUUACCCGUCCAACUGUCUAACUGGAAAAUUGUUCCGUUUUAAAUGUGUUCGGUUCGUUUUCCAAAUUAUCGGCCGAUACUGUGGUCAUAGUAUCUUUUCGAUAAAAAAUUCGCCGAAUGACCUUUUUUGACCUUGUACUGUUUUAGUUGAAAAAUAUUCCGAGAUAAGGUUAUGGCCCAUUUUUUUUUUUUUUUUUUGGUCUCGUUCUGACGCUUGGAACGAUAAUGGAGCAAUUGGCUUUACUCGAUAUCGUACUAAUUUGACAAUUAUUGGCCUUUACAUAGUAUCACUUACUUGACCUACCCGCUUGCCCUUUUUAAAACUAUUUUCCUAAUCUAAAUUCCUUUUCAACAUAGAAGUGUUGUUUCGUUCUCGUUAUAUUUUCUAAACUGAAUGUCACCAUAAUAAUAAAUAACGGUUAGUGUAUAAUCGAAUAAUGUCUAUAAUUUUAGGGCAAAAUUGACACCUUGUUUAUCUAGUGUGUUUUGUAUUAAAUGUGCCAAUUCACAUUUUUUUUUUUACGUUCUUUUUGGGUAGUACGAGUACAAUGAUUUGAAUUUCGUAGCAUUCAAAUUUUAUGAAACCUUUAAAAUAUUGUGUUAUGUGGUUAUGAAUUAUCAUUGUAUUAUGUCCCAUGACUACUGCUUCUGUAAAGAUGACAAUUACGUAAAUUACCUGCCUGUACUUCAUUUUAUUUUGCUCCGAUCAGUAACUAUAUAAUAUAUAUCGAAACUGGGUCAUUAGUAGACUAUUGGAAUUCACCGCCAGUGUAGGUGUUUGUUAGAUUUAUUGCACAAAUUACGGUGGCUACUUUCAUAAUAACAUGUACUUUGUUACUGUAAAUUAGAUUCGAUUAUAAUAUGGUAUUUAUAUGGUAUUCUUUUAAUUGAAUAAUUAAGAUUAACUAAUUACAACUUGCUACUUAAUCAUUAAUGUAUAUUGUAUUAUUUAUACCAUAUAUAAUAUAUUGAGAAAAAUGUAUUAAGAUUUAAAUGAAUGCUAUAUUAUUUAUUUUAUAGUUUUAAGGUAUGUAAAUAAUAAAUUUGUUUUAUUGAAUUCAGCUAACAACAAAGCUCAAACCAAGCCAGCAGCUGGUACAUCCCAGGGCCGUAUUGUUGCUGUGAUCGGUGCUGUUGUAGAUGUACAGUUUGAUGAAGAAUUACCUCCCAUUCUCAAUGCUCUUGAAGUACAAAACAGGACUCCCCGUCUUGUACUUGAAGUUGCUCAGCAUUUGGGUAAUUAUUUUACUUAAUAUUUAUUUAGAUAUAAAAGUAAUAAUAAACAAUUUAUUAACUCUCACAUAUUUGGAACCAAUACUUUUACUAACUACUAUUACUCUAGGUGAAAACACUGUCAGAACUAUUGCUAUGGAUGGUACCGAAGGUCUUGUCAGAGGACAGGGAGUACUCGACUGUGGAUCCCCCAUCAGAAUUCCAGUCGGAGUUGAAACUUUGGGUCGUAUCAUCAAUGUCAUCGGUAAAUAUAUUGUGUAUUUAUAGUGAAAAAUUAGUUAGUUAAAAUAAUUAUAAUAACAAGUUAAAUACAUUUUGUUUAAGGUGAACCAAUUGACGAGAGGGGUCCCAUUCAAACUGACAAGACUGCCCCCAUUCAUGCCGAAGCCCCUCCUUUCGUUGAAAUGAGUGUUGAACAAGAAAUUUUGGUCACUGGUAUCAAAGUUGUAGACUUACUGGCUCCAUAUGUAAAGGGAGGCAAAAUUGGUAAUUACAACAAAUAACUAUGGAUUAAAAUGAAAUUUUAUGACUACUUGAAUAUUUGUACAUUGCAUGUCUUAUUUACACAGGUUUGUUCGGUGGUGCUGGAGUAGGAAAAACUGUAUUGAUUAUGGAACUGAUCAACAACGUUGCUAAGGCUCACGGAGGUUACUCUGUAUUUGCUGGUGUAGGUGAAAGAACUCGAGAAGGUAACGAUCUGUACCGUGAAAUGAUUGAGUCUGGCGUAAUUUCCCUUACCGACAAGACUUCAAAAGUAAUUUAUUUAAGAACAUCUAUCUUAUAUAUAUUAAACUUAAAUUAAUUACAAUUUUAGGUAGCAUUGGUAUACGGUCAAAUGAAUGAACCCCCCGGCGCCCGUGCUCGUGUUGCUCUCACUGGACUUACUGUCGCUGAAUACUUCAGAGAUCAAGAAGGACAAGAUGUAUUGCUUUUCAUUGACAACAUUUUCCGUUUCACACAAGCCGGUUCUGAAGUGUCUGCCUUGUUGGGUCGUAUCCCAUCAGCUGUAGGUUACCAACCAACUUUGGCCACUGACAUGGGUACUAUGCAAGAAAGAAUUACUACGACCAGCAAAGGUUCCAUUACCUCAGUACAGGUAUGUAUAGUUUAUUGUUAGUAAUUUUAAUAGAUAUAUAUUGUAUAUUAUAAUUGACAAUGUUUAUUCUAGGCUAUCUACGUACCCGCUGAUGAUUUGACUGAUCCUGCCCCAGCCACAACUUUCGCCCAUUUAGACGCCACCACUGUAUUGUCCCGUGCUAUCGCUGAGUUAGGUAUCUACCCGGCUGUAGAUCCAUUGGAUUCCACCUCCCGUAUCAUGGACCCCAACGUCAUCGGUAGUGAACAUUAUGAUGUUGCCCGUGGAGUUCAGAAAAUCUUACAAAACUACAAAUCUCUCCAAGAUAUUAUCGCCAUCUUGGGUAUGGAUGAACUUUCAGAAGAAGACAAAUUGACUGUUGCCAGAGCUAGGAAAAUCCAGAGAUUCUUGUCCCAACCUUUCCAAGUUGCUGAGGUCUUCACAGGACACCCUGGAAAAUUGGUUCCCCUUGAAGAAACAAUCAAAGUAAAUAUUAAAAGUUUUAUAUUUGAAUUUAAUUAUUAACAGUUUGUUGAAUCUGCAAUUUUAUUUACUAUUCAAAUUCAAUUUUUUAGGGAUUCUCGAAAAUUUUAGCUGGUGAAUAUGAUCAUUUGCCUGAAGUUGCAUUCUACAUGGUUGGACCAAUUGAAGAAGUAGUAAUUAAGGCUGAAACCUUAGCCAAAAAUGCAUCAUAAUUUAAGUAAAUGAUACUAAAUCCAUUCGUACUCAUGUUUUCCUUGUAAACAUUUUGUAUUCUUUAAAGUAAAUAUUGUUCGUGUUUCAGCGAAUAAAUUAAGUAGAGUGUUAUGUAAAUACUAUUUGUUAUCCAGCAAACAUCAAAAACCGAAAACUUUAGCGCAACCUCUAUAUAAAAUGGUCACAUUUUAAAAUCAUUUUUUUUUUUUUUUUUUUAUACUGCUAUCAGUUUUUUGUCAUUUAGAUUAUUGUCUGUUGACUGUUACAAUUAUAAAAUCAAUUUUACAGUUUAUGUGUAUAUUGUACUGUUAUUACAAAACAUUUACCUAAUUUGUGUUAAAAUAAUAUUAUUUAAUAUUUUGUUUAAAGACACAAACUAAUUUACCUUGAGGCCAGUAAAAAUGGGACUUAUCAAAAUCAGUUAUGUUUGUUUUCUGAAUUGAAUAAUAAAGUUAGGUAUUUAAAAUGUAUAUUGCACUUAUAAUAAUUGCACUGUAAUAACUUGUAGACUGUAAUCUAUUGAAUUGAGAAGAAAAUAUGAUUUUCAGAAAGAUCUAGUAAAUGUUAUUUACCGAUAAGUUAUAUAAUAAUAUGAUUGACAAUAGAGUUCAAAACUAAAAUUGUGAAGGAUUAUGUUUUUAAACAUUUAUUUUUGAUUCUGAAUGAAGUAAGGCAUAGUUUUACAAUUUACCAUCAAGUUUUUUGAUUUUCCAAGCAGUUUUUCGUAUUGGGAAAA
Cinara cedri is the source of this 4289-nucleotide messenger RNA. NCBI's taxonomy places the organism in Eukaryota, Metazoa, Arthropoda, Insecta, Hemiptera, Aphididae. The record is from the annotation of a GenBank genome assembly.